Clonostachys byssicola is the source of this 1197-nucleotide messenger RNA. Lineage: Eukaryota; Fungi; Ascomycota; Sordariomycetes; Hypocreales; Bionectriaceae. The record is from the annotation of a GenBank genome assembly.
AUGCCGUAUUCGCCAGAGAACUUAGAUGAUUCUCUUCUGGCUCGUCGAGCAAAGAAUCGCCAGGCCCAGCGCCAGUUCCGCCAGCGUCGGCAAGAGGCAUUGGAUGCCCAGGAAGGACGAAUCAGGCAUCUGGAGCACGUAGCCGAGCAGAUGAGUUGCGUUUUUAUGAGCUUUUUCGAUGAAAUGAUUAAGACAAAACCAAUUGUGGAGGAGAAUCCAGCCUUAGGCGAUCACCUUCGGCAAACUGCAGCACGCAUGUUAGCAUUAGCAAGACAGGUGGAUGAGGAACAGCCAAGAGCACGAACACAAGAAAAGGAGGCUCGGCCUCUCUCUUCACAAAAUCAUACACAACUGGGACUACCGUAUACCAAUUCGUUCCCUGAUACGACAAGGGCGGGAUCGUCUGUGCGUACAGCCAGAAACAUCGGCGCGGCUGUCACUCAGGAAGAGAGCGUGAGCCCAAUAUCUUUACCGACAGAAGCUCCCUUUAUGCUCAAGUCCUCUGCCACGAGAUUACAGCCAUUUCCGUAUUCAGUACUUGAUGCUGGUCGGCCCUUGCAGGCCUUGAGCCCGUUUACAACUGAGCUACUCGAGACAACCCUACGUCGGGCCUACGUCUUCCUGGAGAAUGCGCCCGACUUGUCAGCCGAGAAAGUACAGCGCAUUUUCGGGUUCACUCUUCGUCAUCUUACCCGUGAGCAGAUCCUCGCUGCCCAAAGAUGGCUGCUUGGCCCGGGCCGAUGUUCCAUGCAUCAAGCUGCCGAAGUAUACGUAACUAUCGGUAGCUACGGCAAUGCCCCUCCCGGGCCUCGGGUUCUAACCUGGAAUAGUGAGUUUAGAGAAGACAACCUUACAUCACAGCCCGAUUGGCUUGGCGCGUCUGAUGUCCAAAAGGAGCUUGAGUGGCUUGGUGUCGAGUUUGUAGAUGAUCGUACGAUUGAGAUCAACACCCAGCACCCUCGCUUGUAUCCCCUCGGCUCCGAUGACGGGGACAAGGCUGCAUUGCGGAAUCCAUUUGGAUAUAUUGUCCAAACUAAACACAUUGCGCCUAGCAUAUCCGACGCGUCAAGAAUAAGAAUCCGACAGUCUCUUCUGAUACACCAACUGUGCACAAGGGCUGUGUGCUUUGGCACGGGGCCAAGAUAUUCACGCCCGGACCUGGCGAGGAUAAUACAAGCCCUGCCAAGUAUGGUUUAA